AUGAAUGAACCAUGGCUUAGAGGGACUAGAGAAGGUUGUUUGAUGGGUCCUCAAACUCAAGGUGUGUAUACUUUAACUAUUAAUGAUCUAUUGCUACCUAAUGUCAAACAAUGGAAUAUGGGAGUUUUACGUGAUUUGUUUGAUUACUCAGUGGUUCGUGAUAUUCUACAAGUUCCGUUGUCAGAAGAAGUGGUUGAAGACCGUAUGAUCUGGAAGGAUGAUGUAAGUGGUAAUUAUAGUGUCCGAUCGGGAUAUAGAAGUUGGAGAAAGCAUCACGAAAGUGUGGGCUUGGUUGAGGAAGGAGUAAACUGGAGUGAUCUCUGGAAUAUAAUAGCUCCGUCUCGAGUGAAACAUAUUAUUUGGAGGAUUUGUAGUGGUUGUCUCCCAUCUAAGGAUAUCCGGUCCCUUAUAUUCGAUAUUUGCAUGAAGGAGGAUAGGCUUACCGCAGGAAGAGUGGCGGUUUUGUUGGAAGGGCUAUGGAAGAAUAGGAAUGACUUCGUGUGGCAUAAUGAAAAGGAAUAUGCUUCCAAACUUGGUUGGUUAGCAUUCCAUAAGUGGCAAGAUUGGUUUAUGGCCCAAAAUAUUCUGGCGCCGCGGUUAGAUAAUGGAGAAGUGGUUUCAUGGUACCCGCCUCCUAUUGGUAGCUUCAAAUGUAAUGUGGAUGCCGCUUUCAAUAAGCGUGUAGGGACUACGAAUCGAGGAUGGUGUAUGCGUAACGAUCACGGUAACUUUGUUGGCGCGGGUACGGCUUGGGAUAAUAGUAACUUUUCGGUGUUGGAAGCUGAGGCCUCAGCUCUUAAGGAAGCAAUUCAUUCUGUUAUUAUGUUUCAUAAUGCUCCGACAAUUUUUGAAAGUGAUUCUCAACAGGUGGUCCAAGCCCUUACAUCUAAUAAGCCGGGUAGCUCUGAGUUUUCCUCUAUUAUUAAUUCUAUUAAGCUGUUGCUAUUAGAUUUCCCCUACUUUGAGGUUAAGUUUAUCAAGCGUCAAGCGAAUAUGGUUGCCCAUACCUUAGCUAAGGCGACCAAUUCUUGGUCUCGACGCUGUAUGUUUGAUGUAAUUCCUCCUUGUAUUACUCUUUAUUUGAUUAAUGAAAGCAGUUAA
Vicia villosa (hairy vetch) is the source of this 1101-nucleotide messenger RNA. RefSeq lists its product as uncharacterized. The transcript has 2 exons. The record is from RefSeq and is a predicted model, not a curated record. NCBI's taxonomy places the organism in Eukaryota, Viridiplantae, Streptophyta, Magnoliopsida, Fabales, Fabaceae. Bases 1 to 1101 code for a protein of 366 amino acids. Gene Ontology annotation, molecular function: nucleic acid binding; RNA-DNA hybrid ribonuclease activity.